Molecule: messenger RNA, 1395 nt
Organism: Diversispora eburnea
Lineage: Eukaryota; Fungi; Glomeromycota; Glomeromycetes; Diversisporales; Diversisporaceae
Source: the annotation of a GenBank genome assembly
UUAAAUAAUUUAGAUAUUUUAGAUUCUCAAAGCCCGACGGAAAAAUUCCUUGAGAAAGAAUGGAUAAAUCCAGAAAAAGAUAUUUCUUUAUAUCAAAGAAAACAAAGAGCAAAUGCAGUGAUUGUUGUAUUAGUUAGAAAUUCCGAGUUACAUGAUCUUAGAUCUUCGAUGAGACAAUUAGAAGACAGAUGGAAUAAAAAGUUUAACUACCCAUAUGUUUUCUUAAAUGACGAAGAAUUCACGGAAGAAUUUAAAACCAAGACAUCAGUGUUGACUAAAGCAAAAACAAUGUAUGGUUUAAUACCGAAAGAAAUGUGGAGUUAUCCUGAUUGGAUUAAUCAAACACAUGCGGCAGAAGAAAGAAAGAAAAUGCAAGAUGCAGAUGUUAUAUACGGUGGAUCCGAAUCUUAUAGACAUAUGUGUAGAUUUAAUUCAGGAUUUUUCUUUUUACAUCCACUUCUAUUGCAAUUUGAUUAUUAUUGGAGAUUAGAACCUCAAGUACAAUUUAUGUGUGAUAUUGAUUAUGAUCCAUUUUUAUUCAUGCAAAAAAAUAAGUUGAUUUAUGGAUUUACCAUUUCAUUAUAUGAAUUUCAAUCAACAAUUCCUACUCUUUGGAAAACUGUUAAAAAUUUUAUAAAAGAAUAUCCUCAAUUUAUUCCUAAAGAUAAUAUUAUGAAUUUCAUAUCGGAUGAUGGAGGAAAUGAAUUUAAUCUUAAUUUUGAAAUUGCAGAUUUAAAUUUUUGGAGAAAUACACCUUACCGAGAAUUUUUUAAUUAUCUUGAUAAAUCUGGUGGAUUUUUCUAUGAGAGAUGGGGAGAUGCGCCAGUACAUUCUAUAGCGGUAGCUUUAUUUAAUCCAAAAUCGAAAGUUCAUUUUUUUAAUGAUAUAGCAUAUAGGCAUGAACCAUAUUUACAUUGUCCAAUACAACCAGAAAGUCACGAAAGUGCACAAUAUGGAAAACCAUCAUUAUUAGAAGCAUUUAAUACAUUAGGUAAAUUAGAAACAGGAAAAAAUACUAAUAAUGAUGAUGAAAAAUAUAAAGUAACAAAUAAUUUAGGAUUUACGGGAAAAUAUCAAUUUGGAGAAGCAAUAUUAAUAGAUCUGGGAUAUUAUCAACCAAAAGAUAAUAUUUUUUAUAAUAAUGGUAGUGAUAAAAAUAAUUGGUUAGGAACAUUUACAGGAAAAAAUGGAUUAAAAAAUAUUACAAUGGCAGGUUUAUUAGCUGCUGCUCAUUUAGUUGGAGCCAUUAAUGUUAAAAAUGCUUUAUUAGGUGGAAUAGCUCCAUGUGAUGAAAAGAAGACAAGUAUGACAACUUAUUUAGAAGAUUUUGAUGGAUGUGAUUUUAGUGAAUAUGAUGUUAAUGAAGCUGUCACUAAUAAUAAUAACAACAAAUGA